Messenger RNA from Plasmodium cynomolgi strain B, 306 nucleotides. RefSeq names its product CYIR protein. Lineage: Eukaryota; Apicomplexa; Aconoidasida; Haemosporida; Plasmodiidae. The coding region runs from base 1 to 306 and encodes 101 amino acids. The transcript is spliced from 2 exons. The record is from RefSeq and is a predicted model, not a curated record.
AUGGUUUUAAAAUGUUGUGUUAAAAAGUUUACCUUACCACUGUACAGUGAUCAUCAAAAUUUGUAUGAUAAAAAAUGUUUCGAUUUUGUAAUAUCUAAGGAGCAUAAAAGGGAUGUUAAAUAUGAAACAUAUAUAAAGCUGGAUGAACAUAUUACAUCAUACAUGGAUUUUGAUACAUAUAAAUCAUCAUGUGAAACAAAAAAAAAAAAUAGUGAUGUAAAUAUGAUCGGAAAUGUUCAAGUUCCUUUUAAUUGUACAUUAAGAAAUGAGUACAUGGCAAUUACCGGGAUUACUAUGAUGCAUUAG